Molecule: messenger RNA, 1478 nt
Organism: Triticum aestivum (bread wheat)
Lineage: Eukaryota; Viridiplantae; Streptophyta; Magnoliopsida; Poales; Poaceae
Exons: 2
Coding region: 111-755 (214 amino acids)
Source: RefSeq, a predicted model, not a curated record
CCAAAUCGGAACAACAUUAUCUACGUAGUGUUGUAGCUAGCAACCACAGUCAGCCAUGACGUGUCCCCUCGUCCUCAUCCUCCUGAUGUCCCUUAGUUCCUCCAUUGCCCAUGGCGCCGGAGGUCGCCAGCACUACCAUGUGGUGGAGACCAGGCAUUUGGAGCCCAAAUCCUUCUGCUCUGGCCUCAAGGCCGCUCCGUCGGCCGAGGGCACGUGGGUGCCGCUGCACCGUCCGUUCGGCCCCUGCUCGCCGUCCGCCGUCGCCGUCUCUGCUGGAGAUGCUCCGCUGGGACCAGGUCCGCACCGACUACUACGUCCGGAGGAAGGCCAGCCGCGGGGCGGAGGACGUGCUCAACCCAGCCAAGCUGCACGUGCUGAUGACUCAGGUGGACUUCGGUACCAGUUCCACCUUCGGCAUCGGCUCCGGCUUCGGUAGCUCGGCGUGGAUCGACGCCGACGGCGACCCCACGAUCGUGUCCCAGCAGAGAGCAGACCAUGGCCAUCGACACGACCGUGGACGUACCAUGGAUCCAGUGCGUCCCCUACCCCAGCCCCCAGUGCUACCCGCAGCGGAUCCCCUUGUUCGACCCCAGCACAUCGAGCACCGCCGCGGCUCCCCCGCCUGCCGCUCCCUCGGCUCCUAUGGCAACGGCUGCUCCAAGCCUCCAACACGUCCGCGAACGCCGACUGCCGGUACCAGAUCGAGUACAGCGACGACCGGGCGGCCGCCGGGACAUACAUGCCUGAUACGCUGACCAUCAGCGGCAGCACCACCGUCCACAACAUCCGGUUCGGGUGCAGCCACGCCGUGUGCCGCAAGUUCAGUGACCUGACCGCCGGGACAUGCCCUCGGCGGCCGCGCCCAGUCGCUCCUCGCCCAGACGGCCCGCUCCCUGGGGAACGCCUUCUCCUACUGCGUACCGCAGGCCAGCGCCUCUCGGGCUUCCUCUAGAUCGGUGGGCGGGCGACCACAAACUCCACCACCUUGUUCGCCACCACGCCGCGGGUCAGGAGCGCCAUCAACCCGAGCCUGUACCUGGUGCGGCCCCACGGCUCCAGAGCAUCGUCAUGGCGGGGUGCCGGUUGGACGGCUGUAUCUCGUUACCGUACACGUUUGAUUUUGUUAUCUUGCUAGCGAAUUAAAGAGCCAUGCAUCGCGUGCUUGGCCGUUGUAUCUCGUUCUCGUAUCGUAGUAAAAGUAGGCCAGCUACCAGGAUGAGUUCGUGGGAUGGCACAACCUCCAGUAAUGAUCAUGGCGGCAUGGUAGUUGUAGGGGUUGAUCAGGAGCGAGUAGCUGUGGCCUGUGGGAUGUCAGUGUGGCUUUAUGUGUUGUAACCCAAACGGUCGCUAGGAGAUCGAGAAAAUCAGAGAAAAUGCUGCAAGCUUUGCACAGCGCCAAACUAUGUCUUUGUGCACUCCGGUGCAGCUUGUGGUUUAUGAAUAUGUGAACAUGUAAAUCUCUGGCUUGACAUAUUUUA